AUGAUGGCAAAGCGCAAGCGGAAUUGGACCGACGAGGGAUCGGAAACCUUGCCGUCUUCCAACGUUUCAGACCCUGCAAAAGAGCUGGCUGUCCUGGAUGUUUUGCCGGGGAUUACCCGGAAGAUCACAGCCUGCGGUGCUUGCAGGAAACAGAAGUCAUUGGUGGAGGAAGUAAAGAACACUGAAGUCUUGCAAAGUGAUGUGUCCGGCCUACAUGAAACCCUAGACAGCAUCUGCCAGCACCUCAAUCUACCUCGACCGAAGGCUCUCUUGUCCACCGGGGAAAUAACCGAAACAGAUAACAAAAGGAUCGAACAUUAUGAUCGAGAAAGGGAUAACGAUAAUGAGGAUCUAGAUGGGUGUGAAGUCUCCCCACCGGAUACCCCAUCUGCGGUCCAAGCUCCGAUCGAUACAUACCUCGACAUUGCCAAAUUGGGGAGUCCAGGGUCAUCUGAGAAUACUCCCCCAAGUACAACAAGGCAAAAACAGCACUCAGCGCCUCAAGAUCUUGUCAGCAAAGGGGUAAUAAGCUCUACGGUCGCUGAGACAUUGGUGAAAAGAUACUUCGCACAGCUGGAUUCAUACCUAUACGGAAUAUGUAGUGGAUAUCGGAGCAUGCAACAGAUUCGGACCACCUCUCCUGUACUGUUUGCUGCCAUAUGCACAGUAUCAGCACUACAAGAUCCCCAAGGUCAGCGCAUAUAUGAAGCUUGUAAUCGCGAGUUCCGACGUCUUGUUUCCCGAUCUCUGUUCGAGAAGCACGACAUAGAACAUAUUCGCGCGCUGUGCAUUAGCUCUUUCUGGCUUUCUGAUGCUUCCAGAAUUUUGUCCAGUGAUGCUAUCCGCCGUGCAGCAGACAUGCGUCUACAUCGCAGCUUCGAACAUCUAUGCGUUCCCACCGAUCCCCGUCUGAUAGCAGGAACCAACGCCGCUCUCCAACCUCUUCACGAUACCUCGGCACUGCAAGAUCGUGUAAGGUUGUGGUAUCUGACUUUCAUAUCAGACCAACACCUUUCCAUUUUACACAAUCGGGAUCCACUCCUGCGUGGUGAUAAAGAGAUUGCUCUAAGCUGGGAGACGCUCCUGACUCGCGACGAUAUAACAGACUGCGACGUCCGCAUUAUAUCUCAAGUCGCCCUACUUGUUAUAAUGAGUCAAAUGCGAGACCUCCUUGGUUCUGAUCAAGAGACUCGCGUCCCGCAGUCUCUAUCAAAUCAAAUCAUCCACUAUUCUCGUCAGUUGGACCGAUGGUUUACGAAGUUCUCGGCUCUCUUCAAGCCAGAUCCCUACAUUGGCGACUUCCCUAAACGUGGCUUGCAGCUACAUUAUCACUUUGGAAAACUGUAUCUGGGCCACCAGGUGUUCAAGGGCUUAAAAGGCGAGACUAUACCGCCUCAUUUCUUGACUGCAGCCAGCAUGGCUCACGAAGCAGCCAUGGCGAUUUUUGAAAUGAUUCUCCAUGAAAAUCUACAACAGAGUCUCAUCGGCAUGCCGCAUUAUUUCCACAUUAUGAUUGCUUUUGCUGGGCACUUCUUAUUGGAAGUGACACAGAAUUAUCACGCCCAAUUGUCUAUUGCUCCCAGCCAGAAUUUCGAAUUGAUCCGAAAAGUUUUGGAGCUGUUCCAAGAUAUUCCAGCCGUUCAACAACAUCCUAUUUGCAGAAUGACCCCUGGGCUGACAAGAAAGCUGCGGGAAUGUGUUGGUAUAUUGCAAGGAGAUAGCGGGCACUUACUUCAGUCGCUAGGGCCGUCGGACGGGUCUAUGGAUUAUACCGAAAGCGCUCUCCACAUGCAUCCACCGGCGGGCUCAUUUUUGUUUUCUGGAGAGUCACUCGUGACACCUGUAGAUGACUUUUUGCUGGCCGAUUUUGGGGAGUUCACCUUUCCUGGGAUGAUGUCAAACGGAAUGACUUAG
Molecule: messenger RNA, 1914 nt
Organism: Penicillium soppii
Lineage: Eukaryota; Fungi; Ascomycota; Eurotiomycetes; Eurotiales; Aspergillaceae
Product: fungal specific transcription factor domain-containing protein
Exons: 3
Coding region: 1-1914 (637 amino acids)
Biological process (GO): regulation of DNA-templated transcription
Cellular component (GO): nucleus
Molecular function (GO): DNA-binding transcription factor activity, RNA polymerase II-specific; transcription cis-regulatory region binding
Source: RefSeq, a predicted model, not a curated record